Molecule: messenger RNA, 1182 nt
Organism: Rhipicephalus sanguineus (brown dog tick)
Lineage: Eukaryota; Metazoa; Arthropoda; Arachnida; Ixodida; Ixodidae
Exons: 2
Coding region: 32-856 (274 amino acids)
Source: RefSeq, a predicted model, not a curated record
UUUUGACUGAAUUGAAUUCUGCAGACAUGUGAUGCCGACCUCUGGAUUCUGGAUGUCAGUCCAUGUUUCCCGGGGUCAUGUCAUGACUCGUGGGUAUGGCGGAGGAGGCCUCUCCGUCAGCACCUGGAAGCAAAAUUGCGGCUUGCUUGGUGUGCUGUCAAUGCUUGCCACAUUCAAGACGUUUUCAUUACAGCUGUCAUGCCGCCCUCGUGCAGGAGACUCCAGCUAUCCAUUGGAACCGUGGCUCCUGACACCAGUGCCCGGACGACCAGCUCGGGGCACCCCUGAGAACCACUACAACAAGGCCCACACCGCCAUGUGCAAUGUUGUGGAGAGGUGCAUCGGGGUCCUAAAGAGCAGGUUCCAAAGCUUACAGCGUUACCGGACACUGCUCUACAACCCCGAUCGAGCAGCCAUCAUUGCUGCUUGUGCAGCUCUGCACGACAUUGCAUUGGCAGCACAUGAGCCUGUUCUCGAAGGGGACGAUGACGACACCGACGAUGCUGAGCUGUUGCCAGCAGCAGCUGAGCUACCACCACCACCACAACAGGAGCCAGCAGCAGCGCAACCGCGUAGUGAACCUAUUUCGAGGAUCACAGGGCCUGCAUACUCAGCACCUGCGCAGAGUACGCCGCCGCCUGCAACGACCUCGGCAGCAUUGUGUGGUGGCUUCCGCUGCAAUGAGGGCCCAGGCGAGGGUACCAACGCCUUGCAGCUCGUGGACCACGUCACCGAGAAGUUGAACCUGGCAGUCGGCAGCUUUCCAAUGAUGCCUGGCCCUGCCGCCUGGUGUUUGCGGCUAGUAACUCCAGCGCCUCGGCCUGCCGGUUGCCCACAUCUCCCAGCUGCGGCAUGAGCUGGAAACCAAGAAAUGUGUUGCCAUUAUCAUCUAUGAAUUUCCUGCUACCGACUCUUCGCUGGAAGCUUCUGUUCGUGAAGAGUUUCAGUGUGUGCAACAAUUUCCUCUCUUGAAAAUCCACUGACCCAACGGCAUCCAUGAAUGGUGCUUAGUUCACCGCAGAACCAAUGCACUUCGUUUGGACAGACCAAAGCGGUGCCGGAAUUAAUUUUCGCUCUUCUCAUCAAAUGCAUCUCAUCAAAUGCAUUUCUCAUCAAAUUCACUUCUCAUCAAAUGCAUUUCGUUCAUUUUUAUCCCUUUGUGGCCUGGUACCCAGAUUAAUC